This is a messenger RNA of Contarinia nasturtii (swede midge), 9140 nucleotides long. RefSeq lists its product as uncharacterized. The record is from RefSeq and is a predicted model, not a curated record. Bases 2533 to 7155 code for a protein of 1540 amino acids. Gene Ontology annotation, molecular function: calcium ion binding. The transcript has 19 exons. Lineage: Eukaryota; Metazoa; Arthropoda; Insecta; Diptera; Cecidomyiidae.
UUCAAAGAGUUGUGACACCAGUGAUUUUCGUUCUGCGAACACCAACAAUCGUCGCUUGGUUAAUGUUUACCCUGUUGGUUGUUUUAGCGCGUUAUUAGCCUACUGGGAAAUUCAUACAAGAUCCAUGCGUUUAAUUAAUUGAAUUACUUGAAUUUUUCGGACGAUUUACUAAAAACCGCCAGUUGAAACUGGUGGUGUUUCUUUUUUUUUAUAAUACAUAUAUAAUCGGUUUGCCUCAAGCAACCAGACAAUUUAUACAACAAAAAAGAAGCAAAGGAAAUACGAAAGCUUAUUGAUACGAACAUUGUGGAUUAUGCGAAUUUGAAGUAAAUAAUAAAAGCGUUUUGGUGUGUGCGGUAAGACGUCGUGUUGAUAAGAAGAAACAGAAAUAAUAUCAACAUUUCUUGGCUGCCAAUUUUGCGAACCAUCGUGUGCAAGUGAUUGAGUACGUUUCGUGUAUCGAAGUGGUUUCGUGUGUAUAUCAAAAGUGGCUUGUUAUUUUAUUUUCGUUUUUUUUUUCUCUUCUCGUUCUGUGUUCAUCUCGACCAAAUUGUAUGAGAUAUCCGUUAAAAUAUUCGUUUGAAUAAAAAGGAAUAAAAGAAAAGACAGCAACAUAUCACACAAAGAAUCAAUCCAAAAUAAUAAGUACAUAAAAGAUAUAUCAAUUGAUGGAUUUUGCCUUGUACAUUUUUCCUGUCGAAUCCAUUCUUUUCUAUUAAUAUUUUACAGUAAAUUUGUGUCGUUUGCUUUAUACAUUUUUUUGUUUGUACGUUCAUUCGUUAUAUACUCUCCCCAAAAACGAAAUUGAUGUAUUCUUUUUUAUGUAUGUGCGUGCGUGUCCCUUGAAGGUAUUUCAGUUGAUUUGAUAUAGAUUCGAUGAUUUCUUUGCUGCGUUGAAUCUACUAACAUUUGAAUAUGUGCUAAAUUUUGUCGGUGCGUGUGCAAUGUAAACAGAUAGCAGAGCGCUCAACGGAAACAAAGCACAAACGAAAGGGACAGAAGAAGAAAAAAAAAGAAUAGAAUUCAACGAGAUAUACAUAUAUGUAAGACAAAAGAGAGACAGACGAAAAGAAAGAAAAUAGCGACGCGCUGCAAAUGAAAUUCGAAUGAGAAUUUAUGUGUUACUUUUGAGCUUUUGUGUGCGACAAAAACGACAAAAUUCAGUGUUGAUUUUACCUUUGCCAUCGUUGUUCAAAGUGACGGCGUCGUUUUUGUUGUUAUCGCUGCUGCUAUCGUUAUAUCGUCAAUGUCGUUUUGUAUGUGCUUUGGAUUUUCAUUUUUCCUUCGAACGAAAUAAAAUGAAAUAAAAUAUAAAAAGAAACGGCAAUGCACGCAAGUUCUAUUAACUUAUUACAUGCGAACGUAUUGUAUAUUGUGCGUCAGACGAGAGUAAAAGGAACGAAAAAUUAAAGCACCUAUGUGUACAUGAAAUUGGAGCCAUAACAAAACUUUGCCGCAAGCAAAUUUUCCUUUUGGUUCCAUCAAUUAUUUAUAAACAGUAAAAUACAUACAAUCUCACGCAUUCGGAUAAUAUAUUAAGAGUGAGCCAGGGCCAAAAAAAGGCUCAACGCAGAAAAUGAAAAUCAAAAACCCAAAGGUGAAGUCUAGAUUCGCGAUCAUAUGAAAUUGUUCGCUUUGGUUUCGAUGGUUGCUGUUUUUUUUCUCGUCUCGCAACUCAAUGUAAUAUAAAUCAAUUACAAAUUUUUAUUGUGCAAUCCAUUCGACUGUGAAAAUAGGCCGAUUUGAAACGAAACUGUAACUGUAACUGUUAAAAGUCAACAAACGAAAAGUGAAUGAAGUUGAAUUGACUGAAGACAACGCAUACACAGAGAGAGAGAGAGAAAGAUUGAAGUGAGACACCGUUGAAAAAGUUUGGCGACCACGUAAAUGCUUUAAUUCAAUACGGACCGAAAUAGAAUAAAAGAGAUAUAGAGUGAGACAGAGACAAAGACAAAGUAGUGAAGGUUGGAGUUUUGCCGCGAUGUAACAAUAGCAAGCAACACAAGUGGCAUUUUCAAAUGAAAUAUUAAAGUCGCUUCCACUGUCUUAUUGUGAAAAAGCAUUCGUUAUUUAUUUGUGGCCAUCGUUUCACCCGAGAAAAACAAAACCAAAGAAAGAGAGAGAAAGAGAGAUUACCGAAGAGGCAAAAGUUAAGAAGCACACAAGACGAAUGUUCUGUGGGUCGGUCGGUCGGCAGUCAUAUAAAUAAGUGCUUGUGUACACAUAUAAAGUGCGUUGCUCUUUUUUUUCGAUUAACAACACCCAUUCAACUCUCGCAAUGAUUUUGAAAAUUUGAUGUGAAAUCACAUCGAAAACUCAAACCAAUUUAUAACACUCUGUUUCAAAUUAAGCGAAUGCAAUACGGGUUUAUUAUAAUAAUAUACGGGAAGAAAAUAAUAAGAAAACAUUUCGCAAACACUCCACGAACAUAAAAUAUAAACCAAAAAAAAGAAUAUAUUAGUAGACCGACGCCGAGAGAGUGAGAAAAGAGUGAAUAGAGAAAAGAGAGAAAUAAAAAUUGGCUUGUGAAAAAUGUUGGUGCAAAAAAUGUGCGGUGGUUGGGAUAAAAUGUGGAUAAAUAUUGGAUUACCUGUUCUACUGCUUGUAAUUGCUGUGCAAUGCAUUGAAUCGGAAUUGAGCCGGGAGGCCGCAUUUCAGGGUCGUUGCGGUCAUGGAAGUCCUUGUGAACAAUUAUGCUAUGAGCUACACGAUGGCAUGUAUGAAUGUGACUGCACAGAAGGAUAUGAAUUAAAUAAGAAUGGGUAUAGCUGUCAAGUGAUAAAUUCAACAUAUCAAUCGAACGAUCUAAACAGUGGCACCGAAGAGGAUGUACUCUAUCAGAGCGACGCGUCGUUCAGUGCAAAAUUAGAUAAUUCAUAUUCGCACAAUAAUUUACAAAGCUAUAACAAAAGUGUAUCUAAUGGCGACAAUAGCCAAAGUAGCUCUAGUGUAAAUAAUUUAAAUAGAAAUAGUAAAAGCAGUAGGUACAACAAAAAUAUAAAUGUAAAAAAUACCAACAACCAUAAUAGCAACAAACCGUUGAAUGUAAAAUCACCGAACAAAGUGGAUGCGCCGAGUAAGGGCGCAACCAAACAGACAACGGGCAGCAGCAGUAGCGGUAGCAGUAUACCAAAUCAAAACACAUUACAUAUUGAUGAUGACAAAAAUAAUGUAGAUUUUUACAAUACAAUUAUUGAUUGGAACCAAAACAUUGACACAAACCGGCAUGCAGAUACGGAAAGCACAAGUGAUAAUGAUAAUAAUGAGUAUGGUUACAAUGGCAACGAUGCUGUAUCAGAUGACACUGAUGAUGACGACGAAGUUGAGGACGAUCUAGAUUAUAAUGGUAGCAGUAGCAGUGGCAGUGAUAGCAUAGUCAUCAAAAUUGGAUCGAAUAAUGCAAUUUCGAGAAAAUUAGUCGUCGACAAUCUCGAUACGAACAAAAUAUUGACGACAGCCUCAGCAACAGUAGCAGGAGGAGGAGCAAGAGGAACAGCAUUACCAACAACAAGAAAUGAACGACCAAUUGCUGCCAUUGAUUCAACGACGAUUGAACCAAAAAUUGGCAUGGGCAAAACCUUGCCAUCGACUACAACUUCUAAUUAUAAUUACAAUAAUGAAAAUUACUACUCCAAAGACGAUAUGUCGGUGUAUGAUGAUGUGAACAAUAAUCGACUCAAUCUACGCAGCAACAGCAACAAUGACGUCGACAGCGCCAACACUGGACGCUCAAAUGCUUAUGAACAGCGAAACAUUUAUGUGGCAAAUAACAUUUUAAGCGAUAGCAAUACCAACAACGAUUCGGUUAAAACUUAUAUUCACAUUGAAGUAUACAAAGGAAAUUUGGAUGGUGUGGCGACAGCAAAACCAAAAGAUGUGAAAUCAAUGAAAGAAUUUGAUGUCAAAGCAACGGCAAAAUCGGUGCAAUUGCAUUUGAACAAUAGUACGGAUAGGACAACGGAAAUGACGACCACAAAACCUGAAUCAUGCCUUUUAGACUGCGGUACGGACGGCAUAUGCGACAACAGGGAGAACACGAUGCGAUGUCGAUGUCCUUUCGGUAAAAGCGGUAGCAAAUGCGAAAAUGUUGCCGAUAGUCUGUCAACACCGCGGUUUACAAAGCAUUCAUGGAUUGCAUUUUCAGCGUUGCGUGGAGCUUAUAAACAUGUUCAGUUGCAUAUUGAAUUCAAACCGGAGGCGAACGAUGGUAUCAUAUUGUUAACAGGCGAACGAGAUGAUUUAUCCGGCGAUUUCUUGGCCGUACUCAUUGACCAAGGGCACAUUGAAUUCUGGUUUGAUUGUGGAUCUGGAACGGGUAAAGUGCGAUCUGACACAAAGGUGAUACUAAAUCAAUGGAACACAUUAACCGUAUAUCGUUAUCGAUGGGAUGCUUGGAUUCAAUUGAACAAUGGACAGCGCGUACAGGGUCGUUCAAAGGGACUCUUUUCACGCAUUACGUUCCGUGAACCAGUGUUUCUUGGCGGUACUGGUAAUAUAACUGGAUUAGCGAAACGUCUUCCUGUCGCCGACGGUAUGACGGGAUGUAUUCGGAAAUUUGUUGCGAAUGAGCACGAAUAUAUAUUUGCAGCCGCUCCGACCGGAGAUAUAAUACAAGGAUUUGAUAUACAGGAAUGUGUGAUUGAUCGAUGCGGCCGAUUUCCGUGCAGACAUGGUGGCAAAUGUUUGCCAUCUGACCAAGGGGCAAUUUGUUUAUGUCCGCUUGGAUUCGGAGGCGAUCUCUGUGAAAUGAGACUCGACUUACAGGUACCGUUAUUCAAUGGUUCAUCAUAUUUGCGAUUCGCCCCAUUGGGAGACAGUGCAUUAAUCUGGCUUGAGUUAAAGAUAAUUGUUAAGCCACAAUCCGAAAAUGGGCUCAUUCUAUACAGUGGUCAUCAUGAGUAUGGGGAUUACAUAUCGCUGAGCUUGAAUAAUGGAUUCGUCGAAUUUGCAUUCGAGUUGGGAAGCGGACCAGCUGUUGUCAGGAGUGAAACACCAUUGACGAUGGAACAAUGGCACAUCAUUCGCAUUUCACGAACGGCUCGUUUGGCAGUUAUGAAAAUUGAUCAGCUACCCGAAGUUAUGACAGUGUCACCAAAUGGAUUUUGGCAUUUAUCGUUACCGCACAGCUUGUAUUUGGGUGGAUCGAACAACGCACAAUAUUUGCCAUUAAAUCUCAAAGAACUUGGCUCGUUUGUGGGAUGCAUACAAAAAUUGGAAGUAAAUGGUCGAUCGAUAUCCAUUAUAUCCGAAGCAGUUGGAGGCACAAAUGUUGAUAAUUGUCCGCACUCAUGUACGAGAAAACCAUGCGGACCAUUAGCACAAUGCGUACCAAACAUGGAAAGCUACGAAUGUCAAUGUAACCCGUCGAAUUUGCAAUGCAAUAAAGCCGAAGAGUUGACGGUGCAACAAACUCAUUCAAGCUUAACAUCGUUUAAUUUCACUGGCGUUUCGAACAAUCGUACAAGCAUGUCUGCUAUCGACAAAAAUGCACUUGACUCAUUGAAAACAACGACCGUACCGGCAAACUCAAUCACAGCAAUGGCACAGCUCAAAACCAAUAUCAAAGAUGUGGAGAAAAUAGCAAAAGCUGCAAAAGCAGCAUCAAUACCACCACCAUCACCACCACCACCGACAAUACCAACAACAAUUGCUAAUGACCGACGUAAAUACAACGAUGAAGUCAUUGCUACUAUCAGUGAAUUUGAUUCAAAAUCUCCCGUGGUACAAUUAAGUGACCCACAUGCAAAAUCUGAUAAAAUGGUAGACAAAGAUCACAGCGAUAAUGAACGCAAUAACAACAACAACAACAACAACAACGGCAAUAGCAACGAAAAUGUCGAACUUAGCAUGGAUUCAAAUACGGGAAAUACAAAAGAAGCUGACGAUGUCAAUGAUUAUUAUUAUGAUGAUGAUGAUGAUGAUUACGAAUACAAAAAUGCAGACGAUUCGUUGGAUGCCGUUAUGAAUAUCCAUACCACAAACGCAAAUCGUCCCACAACUAUGACGACGACAACAACAACAACAACAACAACACCACCAACGAUGUCAACGACUACAAUUGAACAAUUGACACCCAGUAAAACAGUAGGCAUUUCAACCGAUGACGAUGUAACUCGAGUUUUUGGCCGCUAUAUGUCUAUUGACACGGAAAAAUUACUAAAAAAAGAGGAAAUUAUGAAAAAUAUGAAAUUGAAAAAUCACUACAACAAAGGAACAAAAUCAGCAAAAAAACACUACAUUCCAAUGCCAUUGCUUGAACCGAAAUCACCAUCUUUGGCCGACGAUGAAGUUGAAAUAGAUAUUAUGUUACCAACCAUAAAAACUGAUCGCUCAACGACGACAAUGAAAACAACAAUUGAACGCGGAAAUUCAGCUGCAAUAAACGAUAAACAGGCUAACGUUGGCAGUGAUGAUGAUGAUGACGACGACAACGAUGAAGAUGACGAAAUGAGUGGCGAUUUUGAUGUGAUGGGUUUCUAUUCCAAUGAAGACGUUCUCACAACCAAAGAAUUGAUAGACGAUAUGGCACGCAUUAUGAAAAACGGCGCCGAAAUUCGACGAAAUCAAAUGAAUCGCAAAACAAAAUACGUGCGAAGAAGUCAUGGUGCUUGUUUCACUGGAGCAGAUAGCUAUUUCCAUUACAAUGAUGCCGAAACAAUGAAGCAAAUCAUAAGCUAUAAAAUCGAUUUGAAUUUGAGAUUCAAAACACAUUCACACAACGGACUAAUUUUAUGGACGGGCCGACACACGGCACAGAUUGACGACGAUUAUCUACUGCUCGGAAUUGAAAAUGGAUAUUUACAUUUUCGAUACAAUCUUGGUUCGGGCGAAGUGAAUAUCGUCUACAACUCAACGAAAGUGAGCGAUGGUCUGUGGCACCGAAUCAGAAUAUUAAGGAAUUUGCAAGAUGGUUCAAUCGAAGUAGAUGGCGGUGUGGAAGUGAGUAAACGAUCACCCGGAAAAUUGCGACAAUUAAAUACAGAUACAGGUCUUUAUGUUGGUGGAAUGCCAGACAUUAUGUAUUAUACGGGCCGUCGGUAUUAUUCGGGCAUUAUUGGAUGCAUAUCGGAAAUUGUUUUGGGCGGUGAAUUGAAGCUUAGCCUUGAUCCGGAAACACUUGGUCUAGCACACAACGUUGAACCGGGAUACUUUUGAGCUAAAACAACCUUAUUUCAAUGAAGAAAUCAAACAAAAAAACUGUUAAAUUGAAUGAACAAAAAAAAUAUAGUCGUCAAUCUAAUUUUUAACAAAAUUGUGGCGGAAGAAGAAGAAGAAGAGGAAUAGAACAAAAUUUAUGCGAAAUGAAAAUCAAAUUAAGACUCACAACGUUAGAGUGAUAUAUACGUGCUUAUCUAAGAUAGAUGAUUUCGCAUAACAAACGGAAAUUUAACCAUCGAAAUCGUCGAACAAAUAUAGAAUAAAUGAGUUAUUGGCCAUACAAAACACGACACACAAAACAUGUUUAAUUAAUAUUAUUAUUAUUAUUACAAUUGUGUUGUGAACGGCACGAGGCACGGGAUCGGUGCAUAUUGAAUGAGAUAAAAAUAAAAAUAAUGGUUUAAAUGGGGAUAAUGUGUGGCGAUGACAAAGGCGACAUGAAGAGAGACUAGGGGAUGAACACAACAAUGUGAGAGCUUCAAAACUUCUUCUGUCUGAUUUAAAAUCUGCACAAUUUCUCAAAUGAUUUCAGUUCGUUUAUUUUUUCGAAUCGAUUAACAGUCGAUUUUGAGUCGAAAUGCAUGUUGAGACCAUUUAUAAAAUCAUUUGAAUCCCGAAUGUUGUAUGUCACCCCUGGGAAGUGGCGAGAGCAAGUAAAUACAAUAAUUGCCAUUUGCAAGAAUGGCCAUAUGUGAACGGAAACAGUAGAUGAUCUGAUAAAAUGAUUUUAAAUAGAUUUAAGUGAGAGUAGCUGUUAAGCAUAUUUGAUUUGAAUCUCACCGACAAAAGCUAAGGGCAUAUAUAUGUAUCAUUUGCAAAACAAAUUGCAUUUCACACAUAAGAAGACCUACUACAUAUUCAUCGAUAUUUUGCGACACAAUGCCCCGCAAUUAUCACAAAACUCACCCAUUCCUUUGUCGAACAUAUGCACAACUGCAGAAAAAUACCACUUUACAUUCAGUCACACUCACCCAUACACACAAAAGAAACACAUUGAUUUUCGUUAAGGUAGACAUAAGACGUAAUUAGCAAAUAAGGUUAAACUGAGGUCAAUUGAACAGCUAACUAAUGCUUUUGCGAUUGUGAUCGCGAUUGGCGAACCGUGUGGCGGCAAAACAAACAGCUUCAAUUCAGAAAUGAAACAAAUCAAUAUAAAUGAGGUGAAAAGCAAAGUAGUUCAUUAAGAACAUAAACAAUAAAAUUGCUAGAGCAACGAUUCUAUGUAAAAUUAUAUAUCGAUAGACAAGUCAGAAAUGGGAAUUAAGAAUAAAUAUAAAAAAAUAUGAAUAUACAUGUGUGUGUGAGUAUGAAUAUUCACAAGAAACUGAAAGAAAACAAAAACAAAACGGUUUUUUAUGCGUGUGUUUUGACCAUUAUCAUUAUCAUUUCAACCUGAAAAGCAAAGGAAGACAAUUUAUUUGAUGAAUUUUCAUAUCAUUGACAAACACACUAUAUCAUUCGUGUCUAUCGCAAUAUAUUCCUAUCUUUGUAAAUUUGCACCGAACUGAUUUACCCAAUUAAUUAUAAACAAUAAAUAAUGAAUGGCAAAAGCAAGAAGCAACCAAUUUGAGAGCAGAACGAAUAUUGACAAAAUGACAAACAAUCAAUUUUAUACACACUUAAACACAGACACCUACACACACAAUAAUUAUUAUAUAUCAUUGAUUUUUGUUUCAUAUCUGGUAAUAAAUUUGCAUAUCUCUUCAAAUCCUUCAUUUAUAAUGAUCCGAAAUUAUUGCAUGGAAUUGAAAUCGAUUAGAUGAAAUCGUUCAUUUAGUUCGCCUUUUGAAUCAACUAAUAAAAUAUCACAACUAAAUGUUAAUAUAUGUAUACAUCGGACAGGGUUACACACACUAUAAACAACACUAGAAUUGACACUAUGAUUUGUCGGACGAAUAUUGCGAUAAUUUGGAAAAUCAUUAAACUUAUGAUUGGGCUCGAAUAAAAAUCCAAAUCGAAAUAAAAAUCGAUAAAAGUGGAUC